GCCCGCCCUCUCCGCCGCCUGUUUGUGAAUGAGACGCUUGGUUUCUCAAUGGAGCCGCGGGGGGCUCGGGCGGACGCGGUGCGGCCGCAGCGCUGGCCCUGAGCCCGGAGGGGGGCGCCUCUUCCUCGCUCCCUCUCCCCUUCCCUCCCUCCCGCCGCCGCGGCUUUUGAGGAACGGGGUUGGGAGGCCGCCGCCGCGCAGGUCGCCGGGGCCCGCGUCGCCGAGGACUCCUCGUCACGCUCCGGAGGAGCGGGAGCGCGGCCGGGGAAGGCAGGACGACGAGGAGGCCGGUGGCCUUCGGGAAAUUUCCGCCGCGAGCCCCUGCUCCGGGCGUAGAAAGUUCUUGAGUUCCUUAUUUCCUUUUGAAAUCCCGCUCGGCUGUUAGCUCCUCUCCGGCACCUCGGUUUUGUUUGUUUUGUUUUGUUUUGUUUUUUUUCCGGGAGAGGAGGGGGAGUGCGGGGAAAGGAGCGAAGAAAAUAAAAAAGGAUUUCCGCCUUGAAAAGAGCGACAGUUGUGAGAGCUUUUCCCUGAGGAGACAGAAGCGGCGUUCGCGGCCGCCCGGCCCCACCGGCCCCAGCAUGAGCGAGCCAGCCUCGGGCUGCUGAGGCGCGGAGACGCGGAAGCGGCGGCCGGCUGCUCCCGGCUCCCCGCGCUCCCGGGCGCGUUCGGUCGGCCGGGCGGCGGCGGCGGGAUGGAGCCCUCGACCGCGCCCCAGCCCGACAUGGCGCCGGAGCUGACCGCGGAGGAAGAGCAGGCAACCAAGCAGUUUCUUGAAGAGAUUAACAAGUGGACAGUUCAGUACAAUGUUUCCCCCCUCUCUUGGAAUGUGGCUGUCAAGUUCCUCAUGGCCCGGAAGUUUGAUGUGCUACGCGCCAUAGAGUUGUUCCACUCCUACAGAGAAACACGAAGGAAGGAAGGCAUUGUGAAGCUGAAACCUCAUGAGGAACCUCUCCGUUCUGAGAUCCUUAGUGGGAAAUUCACCAUCCUAAAUGUUCGGGACCCAACAGGAGCCUCCAUUGCCCUCUUCACUGCCAGAUUGCAUCACCCCCACAAGUCAGUCCAACAUGUGGUACUUCAGGCUCUGUUUUACUUGCUAGACAGAGCUGUGGAUAGCUUUGAAACUCAGAGGAACGGACUGGUGUUUAUCUAUGACAUGUGUGGUUCUAAUUAUACCAACUUUGAGCUGGAUCUUGGCAAGAAAGUUCUCAACCUGCUGAAGGGAGCGUUUCCUGCUCGUUUGAAAAAAGUACUGAUUGUGGGAGCGCCAAUAUGGUUCCGAGUGCCCUAUUCCAUCAUCAGCCUCCUCCUGAAGGACAAAGUCCGGGAGAGGAUUCAGAUAUUAAAGACAUCUGAGGUCACCCAGCACCUGCCCAGGGAGUGCCUUCCAGAAAACCUGGGUGGGUACGUCAAAAUUGACCUCGCGUCUUGGAAUUUCCAGUUCCUGCCCCAGAUGAACGGCCACCCAGACCCCUUCGAUGAGAUCAUCCUGUUCUCCCUCCCUCCUGCCUUAGACUGGGACUCAGUACAUGUUCCAGGCCCCCAUGCCAUGACCAUCCAAGAGCUGAUGGACUAUGUUAGCACCAGGCAAAAGCGAGGGAUAUAUGAGGAGUAUGAAGACAUUCGCCGUGAGAACCCUGUUGGGACUUUCCACUGUUCUAUGUCUCCAGGAAACCUAGAGAAGAACCGCUAUGGGGAUGUACCCUGCCUGGACCAAACUAGAGUGAAAUUGACCAAACGAAGUGGUCACACUCAGACAGAUUACAUCAAUGCCAGUUUCAUGGAUGGCUACAAGCAGAAGAAUGCUUACAUUGGUACGCAAGGCCCUUUGGAGAAUACCUAUCGUGAUUUCUGGCUCAUGGUAUGGGAGCAAAAAGUCCUGGUGAUUGUCAUGACCACCCGGUUUGAGGAGGGCGGCAGGAGAAAGUGUGGCCAGUACUGGCCAUUAGAAAGAGACUCUCGGAUCAAAUUUGGCUUCCUCACGGUGACCAAUCUAGGCGUGGAGAACAUGAACCAUUACAAGAAAACAACACUAGAAAUUCACAACAUAGAGGAGCGGCAGAAACGCCAGGUGACCCACUUUCAGUUCCUGAGCUGGCCAGAUUAUGGUGUCCCUUCCUCGGCAGCUUCUCUCAUAGACUUCUUGAGAGUAGUCCGGAAGCAGCAGAGGCUGGCUGUCAGCAGCAUGGCAGCGCGCUCCAAAGGGCAGUGCCCUGAACCACCCAUUGUCGUCCACUGCAGCGCAGGCAUAGGCAGGACAGGUACCUUCUGCUCACUGGACAUCUGCCUGGCACAGCUGGAGGAGCUUGGCACCCUUAACGUGUUCCAGACGGUGUCCCGCAUGAGGACCCAGAGGGCCUUCAGCAUCCAGACCCCUGAGCAGUACUAUUUUUGCUACAAGGCAAUCCUGGAGUUUGCAGAGAGGGAGGGCAUGGUGCCCUCCAGUCACAACCUCCUGGCCAUGGAGGGUCAGUAACUGUCCCACGAUCCUCCUACGUGCUGGCCAGCCUUCCUUAAACUACCCUGGACACCGCUGAGCCUAUAGGUUGCCAUCAGUUAUGCUGAAGCAAUGGACCAACCUCUUCCUCGUGUCUCCUGGCGCACUCGUGCACGCAAGGCAGCCUUUCCCUUUGGCUAGAUAGUUGUGGUGAAAUUGCCACUAGAAGGGUCCAGCAGCAAUGUGUUCUUAAUUCCCAGCACCUGCUAUCGAACUGUGCCUUAUUAAAACCAAAUUGUGGCUAUUGGUUUUUGCCAGGGGCCCCGAGGUAAGUGGGGAAGGAAACUCCCUCCCCCCUUUCCCAAUGCCGUUCCCCUUCUCAAGGUCUCUUUCCCAUUCCUUCCCUUUGCUAGGAUUUGAUGGGGAGGUUUGGUGAGCAUCCACCUUCCUUCCCAGAGAGCUUGACCAAGUUACAUACUCUAGAGAACGUCCCGAGUGCCAAGCACGUUUAUACCUAGGGCGUGUAUUCCAGUCUUUUCUGUCAUUCUGUGUGUAUGUGUGUGUGUAUGCGCGUGUGCGCACGCACUUAUGUGUAUGGGUCCAUAUGUAUGUGUGUAUAUAAUAUAUAUUGUAUGUGAUAAUAUGGUCGUAUUCUAUAAAUACAUAUACACAGAGAUACUCCUUUGUAGACUUUC
Messenger RNA from Lontra canadensis (Northern American river otter), 3129 nucleotides. RefSeq names its product protein tyrosine phosphatase non-receptor type 9 (gene PTPN9). Gene Ontology annotation, molecular function: protein tyrosine phosphatase activity. NCBI's taxonomy places the organism in Eukaryota, Metazoa, Chordata, Mammalia, Carnivora, Mustelidae. The record is from RefSeq and is a predicted model, not a curated record. The coding region runs from base 692 to 2473 and encodes 593 amino acids. Gene Ontology annotation, biological process: protein dephosphorylation. The transcript is spliced from 13 exons.